UAGCUUUAAAAAAAAGUAGAAAAUGAAUAGGUAGCUGUCCAAUCGAACCCAAAAUACGAUGAAGAUUCUUUCUUCAAAGAGUCCAAACCAAACAUCAAACACUACUACUGAUAUAAUAUAAUACCCUCUCCUCUCUUAAGUCCUCUCCGCCUCCAACCACCGUCCUCCGCCGCCGGACUCCACCCUCUCCGGCAACCUUCUACAGAGAGAGAGAGAGCAAAAAAGUGGAUUGUUAUUGGUGUUUUAUGGCAUGCUUUGGUAAUAGGAAGCACUGUAUCCAAGGAAUUAUACGGAGAUUAAUCGUCAUCGUCAAUUUGAAGUAAUGAAGAUUUGGUGUUCCUUUGGUCGUUUCAUUCUCGCUAUCUCUAUCUUAUUCACUCCUAAAGUACUUCUGGCAGUGGAAGCAUUCACUGGAACUUAUGGGAUAAACUAUGGUAGAAUUGCAGAUAACAUCCCCUCUCCUGAUAAAGUUAUUACACUCCUCCGAGCAGCAAAGAUUAAGAAUGUUCGAAUAUUUGAUUUUGAUCACAGUGUCCUUCAGGCUUUCAGUGGAACAGGGCUUGAAUUAGUGGUUGGACUUCCAAAUGGAUACGUGAAAGACAUGAGUUCUAACCCGGAUCAUGCCCUGACUUGGGUCAAAGAAAAUGUGCAGGCAUACCUUCCCGAGACACACAUCCGUGGGAUUGCUGUGGGAAAUGAAGUUUUGGGAGGGACUGAUCAAUCACUAUUUGAAUCGCUUUUGGGUGCAGUGAAAAAUAUAUACAAUGCCACAAAAGAGCUUCAGUUGGAUAAAUUAGUUCAGAUUUCCACUGCACAUUCAGAGGCUGUUUUUAAUAAUUCUUACCCUCCCUCUUCCUGUACUUUCAAAGAGAGUAUUGCACAAUAUAUGAAGCCACUCUUGGAGUUCUUCUCACAGACUGGGUCCCCUUUCUGUUUGAAUGCUUAUCCAUUUCUUGAUUAUAUGAAUAAUCCAAAAGAAAUUGAUAUAAAUUAUGCUCUUUUCCAGUCAACUCAGGGAAUAUAUGAUCAGAAAACUGAUCUGCAUUAUGACAACAUGCUCGAUGCUGAGAUUGAUGCAGCUUAUGCUGCACUGGAAGAUGCUGGAUAUAAAAAGAUGGAAGUUAUAGUUACGGAGACUGGUUGGGCUUCUGAUGGAGAUCAAAAUGAAGCUGCCGCCACAGUAAGCAAUGCAAGGACUUACAAUUAUAAUCUCCGCAAGAGGCUUGCCAAGAGGAAGGGGACCCCCCGCCGGCCAAAAAGUGUGUUGAAGGUAUAUGUUUUUGCAAUGUUUAAUGAAGAUUCGAAGCCUGGUCCAGCUUCCGAGAGGAACUUUGGACUGUUUAAAGCUGAUGGGAACAUUUCAUACGAUAUUGGGUUUGCUGGGCUGAAAUCUUCAUCUGCAACAUCAUUUUUUUUGUCUUUAAAGGAUAUUCAAGCUCAAGGUUCAUCCAGGUUGUACUCACUCAUAUUGACAGCCUGUGUCGCUUCUCUUCUAAAAUUCACGACGAUGCAAGUUUUGAUGCACAGCUCUUAGUUUAUAUACCAGAUAAGAAUUCAUGAACUCUCUACAUAGUUGUAGGUUUGGUAUAUCUCACGUUAGAUUCCAGUGCAUCAUCAUCAUCAAUUCUUGUUGCUCUGCGAAAAACACAGAGAGGAAUGAACAGCUGAUUCAUUUUUAUCUUUUUCAGCAAUGUAUAUUGGUUUAGUUACAAAUAAAUCUUCUUUAUGAUCACUUUUCGUGUCUGAUUGAUCCUAGUUA
Molecule: messenger RNA, 1759 nt
Organism: Camellia sinensis
Lineage: Eukaryota; Viridiplantae; Streptophyta; Magnoliopsida; Ericales; Theaceae
Product: glucan endo-1,3-beta-glucosidase 14
Biological process (GO): carbohydrate metabolic process
Molecular function (GO): hydrolase activity, hydrolyzing O-glycosyl compounds
Source: RefSeq, a predicted model, not a curated record